AUGGCAGACCAGUUUUGUUUACGUUGGAAUAACUUCCAAACAAAUAUAGUGAGUGCAUUGGAUUCACUAAAGUGUUCUGAAGAUCUGGUCGAUGUUACAUUGACUUGUGAAGGCAGAAACAUCAAGGCCCAUAAAGUAAUACUGUCAGCAUGCAGCCCGUACUUUAGGAAUGUGUUCAAGGAAAAUCCAUGCCAACAUCCAGUGAUAAUUUUAAAAGAUGUAUCAGCAGAUGAUAUUCUCAGUUUGUUAUCUUAUAUGUAUCAAGGAGAAGUUUUCAUUGAGGAAAGCAAAUUGUCAUCUUUUUUGCACACCGCUGCUUUACUUCAAGUCAAGGGCUUGACAGGUGUAACUCAACAGAGUGAAAAUUUUUUUUCAACCAGUGCAACAAAUAAACUAUAUACUCAGUUAACUAUAUCUUCUAAACCACAGUUUAGUGUUUCACACAAAGAGGCUAAAAUGCCAGCUCUGAAGAAAAGAAGAAGCAGCACUUCCGAUAAGCCCAAUGAAACACCUCUUGGUGAUAGUCAUAAGAAAAGUAAAAUUGUGGAGACUAGUGAGAUGUACUGCAAAAAUAAUGGAUCCCAAGUAAAAGCUGAUAACUCUUUAUAUUUACCAGAAAAUAAUAUAGAAAAGAAAAAUGAAAGUAAAACUGACCAGAUUGUGACUGCUAAUGGGAAGAAUACAAGUCAGGUUAAUAUGCAAGAGGACAUUCCAGUUACAAUUAAAACAGAAUGGGAAGAUAGUAUUUCACCCGUACACAAUCAAUCAAUAAAUUCUGAAAAUGAUGAUAGUCUUCCAGAUUAUGAGAAUAGUAUGCUUGCCAGAUCUUUAAUCUCAGGAAUCAACCCUUCAAAGAGUGAUGUAUGUGCCAACACCAUAAAAAAAGUUUCAAAUAUACCCGAUAUGCAAAGUGUCAUUCGUCAAAAGGAAUCCAGUAUGGAUUCUAUGAAUUUUCAAACCCUAACUAAGAGUCCAGUGAAAACAAACGAGGAGUCAUUAGUGAAAUCAGAGAAACCUUCACCAAAAUCUGACAUGGACUAUGAACCAGAAGUACUGUUGUCAGAGCAGCAAGAUGGCGCUGAUUCUGAGUACAGUCAAGAGCAAUCUCAAGCAUUACUGUUGUUAGCGGGAAUGUCAACAGCUCCAGUAUUGGCUAGCGGGGCGUCAACCUCACAAAAUGUCAGUCACCAGUCAAACCAUGCAGCUAUAUGUGGGGACUGUCCGCAUUGUGGUAUGAAAUAUUCAAACCAGUCAGCUCUCAAAUAUCACGUAAGAUUAAUGCACUCAGAUCUAACUAAUAGGCUCUGUUGCUAUCUCUGCCCAAGGUCGUUCACUAUGAGGGAAACCUUCAAAGAGCAUAUGUGGACCAGCCACGGCCAACGCAAC
Molecule: messenger RNA, 1386 nt
Organism: Brenthis ino (lesser marbled fritillary)
Lineage: Eukaryota; Metazoa; Arthropoda; Insecta; Lepidoptera; Nymphalidae
Source: the annotation of a GenBank genome assembly